This is a messenger RNA of Bombina bombina (fire-bellied toad), 2689 nucleotides long. RefSeq lists its product as uncharacterized. The record is from RefSeq and is a predicted model, not a curated record. NCBI's taxonomy places the organism in Eukaryota, Metazoa, Chordata, Amphibia, Anura, Bombinatoridae. Bases 89 to 700 code for a protein of 203 amino acids. The transcript is spliced from 6 exons.
AUAAUUAACCCAUACUCGUGGGUUAUUAUUAUUUCUAUAGGAAGAAUCAAUUGGUUGUUCACAAAUUCAAAAAUGUUUCGGCAACGAAAUGAACACUGCUCUAGAACUUCCAAACUCAUUAUAUACUCCUGGAGUAAAGGGCACACAACCAGAGCUUCAUUAUCGCCAUCAUUCUCUAGAGACUCAAACUUUUUUGAUGGAUGACGUUCAGUUUGUUCUAUUAACUCAAGCACACUAUCUCACUCAAGAGCAAAGUGUUGUGACAAUUUUGCAAAAUGGUUAUCCAACAAGUGGGCCACAGCAUCAAGCAACAUCACGCCACUUUGGUCUCAUGAGAAGUCCUCAACAGGUCCCAGUGAUUCUCAAAGGAGAAGGAAAUAUCACAAUUCUUCUACAAGCUACACAAUCAAACAAGCUUGUGGGAAGCUGGUCACAAGGAAAUGAGUCCUGCAAUGGAAGACCACUAUUUUUCAAUCCUUUUCCUCUCAGAAAUGGAACAUUGACUGCAUAUUGGACAUCACCAAUGGAUGGGACCUCUGUUCAAAUAAGUGCUCUUAUCUCUAAUGUGACUUUGACCUUCGGGAUUUCUGCAACAUUGGUUCCAGCCAGAAACACGGGAUCAUACAUGCAAUCUGCCCUUAAAUUCUCAACUCUAAUCUUGUCGCUUGGGUUUGUCACUGUCAUCAGCAAGUUGUUGUAAAACCAAAAGAGCUAACACCUGACUCACUAGUACCAAUCAGAGAAGCUAACUUCCCAUGGCUCAAGAAACAGAAAAUAAAAUUUGAGUGACCCAGAAUUAUUGAAUGACCUCCCUCUUCUCUACAUAUUAUUAUUAUAACUUUAUUUACUCCUGGUGGAUAUGUAGCUAAUAUAUCUCAUUUUGUGUAAAAAAAAACUGAUCCAGCACCCAUAUCCUGUAUAUAUUUUUUUACAUUUGUAGAUAUAGAUUUGACUUUGGUAAUCAACAAAGAUAUCAUUCUACUUCCUAUUUGGGAUAGACAAGUUCUGAAGAAUAUAUGAAGAGAUUAGUAACUCAAAAAGUUGAAUGAAUAUCUACUGUAUUUUGAGGGGCAUACUACGGGGCAUAUUUAUCAAAGCGUCAACUGAAAAUACACUUGAAUUCCGCAUCGUAUUUGUCGCAAGAUUGAUCCGCCGUAGUUAUCAAAGCAUCAAAAUUGGCAAAUGUUGAAAUUUGUGACAUAAUAUAUACGAUCCCGCAAUCUCAAUCCAAAGCAGAUCGAUGUGAGUUGAAAACAGUGGUAUUCGAGUGGAAUUCUGUUCAUUCGCCCUCCUUAUCGACACUAUUUGAACCUCUCACUAAUUUAUCAAAAAUUCUAUAUUUACGCUUGCGUCUUUUCCGACUCAGUGUACCUAGUUUUCAAUCCGCCACCCUUGAGGUUGCGGAUGCCAUAGAACUCAAUGGGAGUCUGAAAACACAGAAAGCUUAUGUUCGAUGCUGCAAGUGGAUGAGGCAUAUUAAAUAAAAGUAAAUUAGAAACUUUAAUAAAAUUGUAUACCCUUUCUAAAUCAAACAAUAUUAUUGCUACACAUUUGGUGCAGUAGUAGAUAUAGGGAUAAAAAUAAAAAAAACAUUACUACUUAUGGAUUAUGUUACAACUUUGUCUCUCAUUACAAAGCAAAGGGACAAUAUUAUUUCACCAAAUUUGGUGAAAGGUUUUACCCCAAACUUGUUGCACUAAUAGAUAUUAUAGAGAUAAAACUGAAAUAAAUACACAAAAUAAUAUAGCUAACUUCCUUUUUAUUUUUUUGAAAAAUCUAUGUGCACCAUGUUUAAGCCAUAUUAUACAAGUCACUCUCUCUACUUUGCGCCAAAUUUGACUCAACCAUUUUUGCACCAAUUAUGACGCAAACUCCUAAACAACCCACACACUAGUGAAUUUUUCAACCACUUUUGAUGGGAAUAUGCAUAAUCACAUGAUUUAUGACAUCAGCCAAUCUGAUUCAAAUACACAUUAUAAACUAUCACUAACAAAUCAAAUUGCUUGAUACUUGCGUCAUUGAUCACUCAUCAGAACUUGUAAGUGAAAUUUGUUACAUUGUGUAUUGUUACAUUGUGUAUUAUACUUUGAAAGUAUGUAUAUGUGAAAUUAGCAUUAAAGAUAGACAUUGAUGCUGACAUUAGGACACACAUAAUCUUAAACUUAUAGCUCAAAGGGAUAGCCCACCUAAUAUUAAACUGUCAUGAUUCAGAUACAGCAGAAAUUAAAAUCACCUCUUUACUGUCAUGCUAUAUUCAGUGUAUUUCUUUCUUUUCUUAAAUGUCUUUUUCAGUAAGAAAUGUCAUUUUAUAUGCCAGCCCAUUUUAUAACACCUGUGUAGGGAUGGUUUUUAAAAAUAGAUUGCAAUCAGGAGGGGUUAGACAGGUGCAGAGAGAAAACAGGCCCAGCAAUUAAAAUAUCCAUUGAUUGCAAAUAAAUACAUAUGAUACCAUAAUUACAUAUUAUAUUCACAAUUAUUACUGCUCAGAAUAAUAAUACAUUUACAAUAUAUACAUAUAGUGGUAUAAAUAAACACAGAGAUAUGACAGACAUCAUUGUUUAGAACAAAAAAAGUAUGUGCAAGGAUAUAUGUACAAAUUCUAACAUUAAUAAUAAUAAAAAAAAAUAUGACUUCAAGAAAUACAAAUACACAUUAAUUUAUGUGAAAGUAUCAUAUAACAAAUACAUAU